AUGAGUGCUGUUCUUCCUUUUAAGCCUGUAUUUAAAAGCCGACAAGAAGUCACAGACUUUACUUCAAAUCUUUUAAGAAAAGGUGUGACAGAUCAAAUAAUAAAAGAGAAUUGGUUGGCGAUUGCGAAUUUAUAUUUUAAAGUGGGAGAUACAGCCCAGGCUAAAACUUAUUUAGUUGAACUGUUGACACUUAAGCCGUAUGAUAGUGAGGCUAACAAGGCAAUUGCUACAAUAUAUCGACUUGAAGGGAAAUAUGAAAAAGCUUUAGAGUAUUAUGAAAAGAUUUAUUAUUCUUUUGGUAUACAGAGUUGUGGAUAUGAUGCUGCCGAAAUCUGUUUAAUACUCGCAAAGAAGACUAAACAAGAUAAGCAGAUCAAGAAAUAUGUGAGGAAAGCCUUACACUUCUUAAAACGCAAUGAAAAGACACUGAAAAAAGUCGAUCAACGAAUUAUACAAUUAUAUACUGAGGCAUACACGAUUCUCGUUAACCAUGCAGAAAAACAAUUAGAGACACGUGGUUGCUUGAAAUACCGUGUUGGUAAACCAAUUGCUCCGAACAUUGAAUGGAUCGAAGAUUCAAAAAACGAUUUGAUAGUUAUUCAGGAGAAAUACAAGAAUCCAGAAUUGGACAUCAUUCUUAUGAGGGCUUUGCUAAAGAAACGCGAGUUCAACACUGUCCGAAAACAUAUAUUAAAGAACCGUUAUCAUUUUUCCGAAAGUUGGGAAUGGAAUACUUAUAUCAAAAACACCUUCUGGGAGAUUUAUGUAACAAACUGGUCUGACAAAUAUAAAGAAAUAUUACGUACGCAAGAAUUAUUUUAUUCUUCUUAUGAUAAUUUGGUGCGAAUCGCAUUGGAAUCAAGGCAUGUAAAGUCUUGGGGAUUUAUCUCUCCUUCUCAUUGCGAAACGCCUCAAGAAUAUUUGUAUUAUGAGAAAAUAAAGGAAAAAUGGAAUCUGGUUCAUCAAGAAUAUCAAUCAAAAAUUCAUCGACAUGACGCAUUUUUUCAACUAAUUCUCGCAAAUCUUGGAUUACUUCAAUCUGAAAAAAUGAAUGCCUUUCCAAAAGUGCAAGAUUCUCUCCACGCCGCAUAUACUAAAUUGAAAGACGCGCUAAGAUAUCGAAGAAAUUCAUUCAAUGAUUCACCAGAGAAAUUUAAUCACUUCACUUACUUGAUGUGUCAACGCCUCAGCGAGGUCUCGGAACGUUUGUUUUCCUUAUUGUAUUGUUUUGAUUAUCGAUGGCUUAAUAUGAAAAGUGAUGCGCAAUCCAUGUUGAGACCGCAAAGCGAGUAUGAAGAUGACGUGACGCAAAGAUUUGUAUUGCCGAGGCAUAGUCAUUUGCUAAAAGUGUUAUGUAAAGAGUAUGAUAAAAACUCGAUUUUGGAAUACGAAGAAUUGAGAUGGGUUGUGAAAAAUUCUUUUCAAAUUGACAAGGUUGCACACCACUCACCGUAUAAUUUGGACAGUUUUCUGAUGGUAGCUGCUUGGUAUGUAGAAAAUGGUCAAUUACGGGAUUGGCUUCGUUCUCUAUUUUCUAGACUUCAAGAAUAUUCAAAGGUACAAAAAGACUUUGUUCAAGAUCAAGCUUUAUCGCCGUUAAAUAAAAGAGACUCUGAUUCAAGGGAACGAUUUUUUGACGAAAGAACACCUACCUUGAUGGACAUAGAGAAUUUCCUUAUAAUACUACUGAUACAAAGACAUUAUUAUUGUGUCACCAAACUUGAGAAAUUAAAUGCCAAAAUUUUAGGUCAAAUAAUGGAUAUAGCUCACCAAAGAUUUUGGGCCCCAAGUGAAACGCAUCGUAAAUUCUGGCAUACAUUAUUAAGACACUACGGAAAGGAUGAACCAGAUAAAGUUCCUUACAAUGUCGUAGAAAUGUCACACGAAGAAUUUAUUCAAUGUUUGAGAGAAAUCCGGGGUGAUAUUAAUCCUAAAGAUUACGUGUAUACAAAGGACAAAGAUGGAAAAUCCUUUUUGAGUUUACAGCGUGAUCUAUUUGGCAUAAUGGUUCAUUUAUUCAAGGAUAUACACGCGAGACAUCAUAAACAUCGAUAUAUCGAAGGAUUCAUAUACGCUGACCUAUAUGAAAAAUGGGAUCAAAGGAUGCAUGAUAACCUAAAGAAUUCAAAGAAGAAUCGGAAAAGAAAAUUACGAUUUCUUAUUUUAGACGAUAAAAUUAGUCACCCUGGAUAUGGACAACUUAAUCCUGACUUUGACUAUGAAGGAGCCGAUGAGUUAUCUGAAUCAUUCACUUCCUAUUUUGCAGAAGUUGCGGAAAAGAGCCAAAUUUGGGACACAUCAAUAGACAACGACGAAAUUUCAGAGUUAGAUCAGAUUUCUUAUUACGGGGUUUCUAUUUUACCGGAUACUUUGGAAAUCUCUGUAUCGCCGCCAACGCCAGAAAAUGAGACUAACGGUGGACCUUCACAUUAUCCCCGGAACGAAUCGAACAUUGAUAACGAUAAAUAUCCUUUAAGACAUAUACACAAAGGAAAGCAAAAUGUAAAGGACACUUUACCGUUAUUUUCAGAUAAAUCCUCUAAUGGUCAAUCUCUUUUCUCGUCAAGUAAAGAUUCCUAUGAGCAUCAACAGGAUGAAACUGACUUCCAGCAUGGUUAUCUUAAUGGAAAUUCAAGCGAUUAUAGUAGCGAUAAUUCGGAGACAGAAAGCUCACUAUCACAUGAGAUUUUAUCUUCGCAGACGGAAAGCUCGUUGUCACUUAAUAAUGUUCCAUCGGAUGGUGAUGUGUCUUUUUUGAUAGAAGAUCAAGAUCAAAAUUUAGGCGAUGAAUGGAAUAUAAGUGUGAUUGAAUCUUCAAAAGACCCGAUUAUUAAUGAUCACAAUGGAAAAUUGGAUCAACAAGUGCCUAGUUCGGAAGAAAAUUUUCUUGAAUCCGACAUUUUAGAUUCAGAAAUAUUGGAAAAAGAUGAUGAUUAUGAGCAUGACAACAAUCAAGAACUUGAGCAUUGUGAUGGACAGAUUUCGUCCAAUAUAAGUAAUGAAGUAUCUUCAAAGAACUUAAAUGACGAAAAUCUUUCAAAAAUCAAAAUUGUGAAUGGGGACACUCGAGAAUCACAAGAUCUAGAAUCUUUGAAUUCUAAUGAAAGUAUCGAUCUUAAACUUGAUGGUUUACCAGUUAAUAAUGGUGAAAAAAAGGCACAGAUAGCUUAA
This is a messenger RNA of Ambispora gerdemannii, 3171 nucleotides long. NCBI's taxonomy places the organism in Eukaryota, Fungi, Glomeromycota, Glomeromycetes, Archaeosporales, Ambisporaceae. The record is from the annotation of a GenBank genome assembly.